AUGAAGUUCACCCCCCUCAUCGUCCUGGCGACGACCCUUUCGGGCGCCUUUGCCCAGAAGAACCCCCUCGCCUCCCUUGGUCCGCUCGGCAAGCUCGGCGCCAAAGCCUCCGACGCAGCCACCUGCGCCAUCGCCUCGUCGCAGCUCUCGUGCCACGCCUCGUACGACAUCCCUGCCUCCUCGUCCGCCAACUGCUGUUUCAACGGUGCCAUCUCUGAGGGGGACAAGCAGUCGGGUCUUGUCCUGUCCACUUCCUUCUGGACAACCACCGCGGCGGACCCCGCUAACAACGGUCCCAAGGACUCGACCACGAUCCACGGUCUCUGGCCGGACUACUGCGACGGCACCUACCCUGCGUUCUGCUCCAACGCCUCCGGCAUCCCCGAGUACACCGGUGCGCAGAUCGAGGCCGUGAUGCAAAAGUACGACCCGGCGCUGUUCGCUUACUACCAGACCUACUUCAAGGACCUCAACGGCGACAGUGCCGACUUUUUGGAGCACGAGUACAACAAGCACGGCACGUGUUUUACUACGAUGCGUCCCACCUGCCAACCCGCCCUCCCCUGGAUCAGCAAGCCCGACUUCGCCGUCUUGAACUACUUCCGUCAGAUCGCUCAUAAGUUUGCCGAACGACCGACGUACAACAUCCUCGCCAACGCGGGAAUUGUUCCCAGUGCCACCCAGAAUUAUACUCUGGUGCAAGUCCAGGAUGCUCUGAAGAAGGUGCAUGGUGGUACCCCGUACGUCGGCUGCAACAAGAAGACCGGAGCAUUGAGCGAGUUCUGGUUCUAUUGGAAUGUGAGGGGCCAAGUCAACUUCGGUCUGUACGAGCCGGUUGAGAGUACCACCAAGAGCAACUGUCCCGCCAGCCUCAGGUACCUCCCCAAGCCCUGA
Molecule: messenger RNA, 894 nt
Organism: Kalmanozyma brasiliensis GHG001
Lineage: Eukaryota; Fungi; Basidiomycota; Ustilaginomycetes; Ustilaginales
Product: Ribonuclease T2-like protein
Exons: 1
Coding region: 1-894 (297 amino acids)
Biological process (GO): RNA catabolic process
Cellular component (GO): extracellular region
Molecular function (GO): RNA binding; ribonuclease T2 activity
Source: RefSeq, a predicted model, not a curated record